AUGUCACCAAGAUCAUCACCGAGAGAUAUGGAAUCUAAUGAAUACAGAGAUUCACGAAUUGGUUCGAUAAACAAACUCACAAAUUCGUUUGAUAAUUUAACCUUAAGUUUGUCUGACCAAUCGACAACUGUAUCACCACUAGCACGUCAAGAUAAUUUAACUCAAUAUACACCCAUGAUAUCUAUGUUCAGCAAAAUACUAAAUUUAAAAGAUCCUUCAGUGAUACUUGAAUGUGAUAAAAACUCGAAAUUGUUGAAGAAAAUUAGGGAUAAUAGUGCUACACCACAAGAAUUAUUCUCAAAAGUGAUAAUACCUUGGGAUUUAUGGUUAAAAAAUGAUUUAGUUAUCAAAGACGUUAAAGUCAAAAUAACAAUGUUAAGCGAAAUUAAUGGGAUGAUGGAAACAGAAUUACAAAAUUUAUUAAGCAAUACAAGUUUUGAAGAAAUUACUUUAAACUACUACUCAAAGUUAUUAAUUGCUUAUAAAUUUUACGAUUCACCUUUAAAGGAAAAACUGAACAACAACAUUAAAAGUAUCGGGAAUAAUAUGUUCAUGAUCAGUUCAACAUUACAAGAAAAUGAUGAAGAGGAUGAAGAGUUCAACAGUGUCGGUAAACCAAUGUAUCGUACAAUUUCCAACAAAUCAAAUAUAUCGAAUAAUUCAAAUAAUAAAAAUAGGCGUAUGAGUAAUGGAAGCUCAAUAUCCAAAAGAAGAUUUUCUUCAUUUUUGGGUGGUAAUAAUAACACUGGGAAGCAAAGUCAUAUUUCAUCACCUGAACAUAAUGAAAUGAAUAAGAAUUCUAUAACCCCUCCUCAACUAUCAAGUUCUAGAUUUCCUUCAAAUCAAGACAAUAUAAGCCCUACAUCACAUCAUAAUGAGCAACUUCAGAGUCCUCGUCAAGAAAGCAACAAUAAUAACAACCACAACUAUGAAUCUUCAACUUCGUUAUCAUCUUCCUCAACUUUAAACUCAAUACUAUCAAAACUGAAACUUUAUAACAGAAUGAAAAAGAAUACAAACAGAGAAUCAACAUCCUCUGUAAAUUCCAACUUAUCGAAUCAUAGUUGGGGUAGUAAUAGAAGCAGUAUCAGCACAACAAAUACCGGUACAACAUCAAUUGGUUCAAGGCGAAGAAGCAUGGGAUUGAAGAAUACUGGUGGUGCAAACAGUCAAAAUAAUUUAAAUGGUGCUCAAUUCUCAUUAUCAAAUAACUCAAACAGUUCGGGUACUAAUUCUAGUGUUUCAUCGUUUGUAUCUGCUAGUACUAUUAUUCCGACACCGAUACAGACUAGUAAUGAUGAAGAAUUGCAAAAAUUGAAGGACAUAUUGAAGGACAAAAGUGAUUAUUAUUUACAAGUUUCAAAACUUAACAAUAUCAUUUUGACAAUUUCAAAAUACAUAUAUGAUGGACCGGCUAAUAAUAACGGAAAAUUAUUCAAAUUUUUAGAGUUCAUAAAAAAAUAUUUAUUUAAAUUCAUCAUCAUUGAUCUAUAUACAAUGAUAACCAACUAUGUUGAAUUUUAA
Lodderomyces pseudojiufengensis is the source of this 1524-nucleotide messenger RNA. RefSeq lists its product as uncharacterized. Bases 1 to 1524 code for a protein of 507 amino acids. The record is from RefSeq and is a predicted model, not a curated record. The transcript has a single exon. NCBI's taxonomy places the organism in Eukaryota, Fungi, Ascomycota, Pichiomycetes, Serinales, Debaryomycetaceae.